Molecule: messenger RNA, 2070 nt
Organism: Amorphotheca resinae ATCC 22711
Lineage: Eukaryota; Fungi; Ascomycota; Leotiomycetes; Helotiales; Amorphothecaceae
Exons: 1
Coding region: 1-2070 (689 amino acids)
Source: RefSeq, a predicted model, not a curated record
AUGUUCUAUCAACAGUCGAAUGGGUCUACAUCCCUUCCUCGAGACUUUCGAUUCCGUCCAAACGAAGAUCGCCCCACGACCCCAGAGCCCUUGGCAAUCGAUGAACUGCAACCGCCUUCCGCCCCUCGACCGACGCGACUGAAGGUUCGGAGGCGCAACGCUUCGAGCUUCCACGCCCCGACCGAACAGUUUCUCGCGUCCGUCGCUGCAGCAGAUGUAAUGAUCCCUACGAUACAAGAACCACAAGCAGCCAUUCCUACAUCAGAAGAUUUCGAGAUGGCCGAUCGUGAAGCACUCACGGUCGACACGUCCUGCUUCCUCUCCCCGCAACCUCGCGAUUUCAGAGGCGCGUCUCCGCCAAAGACGCCAAUCCUUACGCUGUCGAUGAAGGAAGGCUGUCAACGCCCAGACUGGUCGAUGGAUUCCAUGACCUCACCUGACAAUCUGGAAAGACCAGCAUCCGCAAUGUCGAACAACUCCGACUUCUCGGAUGAUUCACUCUACAGUGGCAGCCGAGUAUCCCAUCGAUCUGAAGAUGGUAGCUGCACCAGUCCAGAUUCUGAUUUUGCGGAUCCAUUCCAGUUUCCGUCUUUCUCGAAAGGCAAGGGGAAGGCCCUAUACCGUGAGGAGCCUGCUCAAGAAGUUGCGCCUCUGAAUAAGCAGCUUCGUAGCAAGGCCAGAACCGAUGCCCCAUGGACCAAGGAGCAGAGCGCUCAUCUUUGGGAUACAUAUCUCCUCUAUCUGCAGGAUCCCACCGUCACCCCUUUCCGCAUCGGUCCCAGUGCCAUACCCCCUCAAGGCAUCGUUCACCGAGUGGCUAGGCAGGCUAAGAGGAGCUGGAAGGGUCCGAGGGCAGUUACAGCGGCUCAACGAUCUUCAAGACUUAGCCCUGCGCCACGUGAGGCCCCGUCUGAGGGCGAAAGCAUUACACCUACCGCAGAGACCCCAAAAGUCUAUGCACAGUGGCCGCACUCAAGCAACGCGACCAGAGCACAUUUGAGGGAACUUUGCAAGAGUACGGACUCGGAUCUUGUCCGUCAUCAUCGUCAUCUUCAAUCUCGCAGCCCUACUCCUUUCUCUAAGCAGUUCCGAUCUCACGUACGAACACCCGAACCACCAUACUUUUCGUCCUUCACUACCCAAGAUAUUGCAUUGUCUUUGACAACCAGCACUGCUGAGAGCAUGCAACCUGAUGGACCCCUUGCCAAGCUUGCAACGUCGGAUGAUCCGUUUGAUAUUCCGGCCGCCUCUAGCUUUCCACCACGGGAGGCUUUCAGACCUCAUAGUUUUGGUAGAUCACGAGGUCUAUCAUUCAUACUCAACAAUGACUGUCAAGACCGUAAAUUAGGCUCGCCAUUUGCCCAUACGUAUGGUCCAAGUUCCUCGAAUACCUUGAGUGUCUUGGAGUGCCCUUCAUCUCGCACACAAUCUGAUACUAUCCCACCACGACCGUUCCUUCGUUCUCCUGUUCAUUUCGAUGAGUCUCGCUCUCUGAACAGUACCCAGAAGCGGCGAGCACAGCAUCCUUUGGAGGAAGAACUCAGCCCCAAUGGAGCAGUAAUACGUCCUAGCAUUCUCGAUGAGCAACUAUUUGGUGGCCCGCUUCUAAGCAAUCAACGUCGUGUCAGAAGCCGUGGCUUUAGUCUUGGUGAUGAAGCCUUCCGCCGCCGUCCGGAUGAACCACUGAAUCGGGUUCCUGGCCUCUUCUCUAAAUCUCAGACAGCCCCAAAUCUAUUUACACCCUCUGAGAUCAUCGAAUCCCGAUCUGCUGCAGGCCCUUCUACUGGCGCUUCUCAGCUCCUUCCUUCUGGCAAUGUCGGUCCUCCCCGUCUCGGAUCUCCCUUCUCUGAGUCGAUCCCAAGCCAGACAUUCCCUCGAUGCCUCUUCCCAGAUGCCAACGCUACGAUCCGUCGCGGUAGCUAUGCAACUAUGCAUCAAACCCGUCGAUCGAUCGAAUCCUUCGAUUUUGGCGAGGGGCCUUCGCUGCAGUCGCGAUUAUCACAUCUGGAUCAGAAGCUCAAGGAGAUUCGGAGCCGUGAGGCUGCUGCUCGACGAGAGACUUCUCAAUAA